AAUUUGUUUUUUCAGGUAUUUGAAAGAGAUUUGAUUCAGUUGCCUUCAAAGUUGCGUGAAAAGGUGUAUGCACUUCCUGGGAUUAUGCAAGCGUCACGAGCGGAUUCAACUAUAAACAAAUAUUGUAACAGUUUCCUGAGAUUUAAGAAGUGGGCAAAAGAACAAGGAAUCGAGGAAAGUGAAUUAUUUCCUUCAAAACCUUUACAUGUAUCUAUUUAUUUAGCAUGCUUGGUUCAACGGGCAAACUCUCCAUCCCCUGUUGUUGACGCAUUCUAUGGAAUCAAAUGGGCUCAUGAUCUUGUGGGAUUCAAUUCUCCGACUGACAAUCAGUUUGUUAAAAACAUUAUGGAAGGUGGGAAACGUAUAGUGGCAAAACCUGUUCAAAAGAAAGAACCAAUAACUGUUGAAAAUUUACGUUCUGGGAUUCAAGACGAUUCAGAGGAAUAUGUAUUUUGUGCUAUUUCGAAAUCGGGAAGUGGUUACCGGUUGCGUAAUCGUGAAAAGCCUCUGUCUUACACCAGGGUUCGUGAAUUAUUCAUCGAAGCAUUUACAGGAAUUGUAGAUAACAUCAAAGUUUAUGGACUUCACAGUUUGCGGUCAGGUGGAGCGACUACGUCGGCAGUGAGGGGAAUUCCGGACAGGAUAUUCAAGAGACAUGGACGUUGGCGUUCGGAAUCUGCUAAGGAUGGAUAUGUCCAGGAUCCGCUUAGUGAACGUUUAAGUGUUUCCAAAGAACUUGGUUUAUAAUAGUUGUAAUCAUGUUGUUUAUUGAUUAUAUUGUAUUUUUUUGUAUUGAUUUUUCUGAAAAUAUAUGAAGUUGGAUUACGUUAUUAUAUCCUAUAUUAAUAGUAGCAUUAGUUCCCCGUUCUUUAUAUUUACAUAGCUGCAGCGUGUCGUUGCUAAUUCCACACAAUGUGUUGUUAUUUACUAGUAUCAUAGUAUUCAGCUUUCAUUUGGAAAGUAAUGAAUGGAUUUAAA
Messenger RNA from Magallana angulata, 978 nucleotides. RefSeq lists its product as uncharacterized. Bases 85 to 747 code for a protein of 220 amino acids. The record is from RefSeq and is a predicted model, not a curated record. Gene Ontology annotation, molecular function: DNA binding. The transcript has 2 exons. Lineage: Eukaryota; Metazoa; Mollusca; Bivalvia; Ostreida; Ostreidae. Gene Ontology annotation, biological process: DNA integration; DNA recombination.